This is a messenger RNA of Dendronephthya gigantea, 1479 nucleotides long. RefSeq names its product RING finger protein 121-like. Bases 63 to 1046 code for a protein of 327 amino acids. Gene Ontology annotation, molecular function: ubiquitin protein ligase activity; metal ion binding. The record is from RefSeq and is a predicted model, not a curated record. Gene Ontology annotation, cellular component: endoplasmic reticulum membrane; Golgi membrane. The transcript has 8 exons. NCBI's taxonomy places the organism in Eukaryota, Metazoa, Cnidaria, Anthozoa, Malacalcyonacea, Nephtheidae.
CCAGGAUGCCAGCGAGAUACGUCAUGUAAGGUGCGCUCAAUUAUAAUAAACAUUUCUACACAAUGGCGGAUCAUAAAUCCAUAUCCAUACAACUGUUUUCUGUAAAUACUGAUGUGGCGAAUAUUGGCGCAACAAUGAAAACUCUAAGUGCACAAGAGCAACGCAGAAUUCAACAUGCUAAACUUCAUGCAAAACACAAGGGGCAUGAGACCAUGCAUUUAGAGAUGAUCUUGAUUUUACUAACAACUUUGGUUGUUGCUCAGAUAUUGCUUGUUCAAUGGAAGAAGCGUCAUUUCAAGUCUUACCAGAUGGUCACAUUAUGUGGUGUCUGGCUUAUUCCACUGUAUUUUAAUAUUCGCUUGAAGUGGUUUAGAAUGCUUAUUAUUUGGAGUAUUUUUUCAAUAAUGACUGCUUAUAUUGUAUUCAAAGCUACAAGGCAACCUUUACAACCAACUACACCAAGAUUGGUGUACAAGUGGUUUUAUUUCAUUCAUAAAGGAACAACCGCGUUAAGUUUGAUUGGUUAUUUUAUAAUAAUGUUAACUUUAUUUGGAGUGUCAAUGAUGUUUACUAUUCAUCCAGAUACUGCUGGUGAAGUUGGUUUACUAGUUUUAUUUUAUGGAUUAUAUUUUGGUGUUUUGGGUAGAGACUUUGCAGAAAUAUGUGCAGAUAAAAUGGCAUCGAAAUUAGGGUAUUCAAAGGUUGGUGGAUUACCAAAUCGAAAUCUAAAUCCUGAUGUUUGUGCUGUAUGUGGUCAGGGAAUUAAUCCUGCUUCUGAUGAAGAUUCAGCAGAAAAAACCUGUCGACUUUCUUGUGAUCACAUAUUUCAUGAAUUCUGUAUUCGUGGUUGGUGUAUCGUUGGUAAGAAACAAACAUGUCCUUACUGUAAAGAAAAGGUUGAUCUCAAGAGAAUGUUUCCAAAUCCUUGGGAGAAACCUCAUAUAUUGUUUGGUCAAUUACUGGACUGGCUCCGUUAUCUUGUUGUAUGGCAACCAAUUAUAAUUCUUGUUGUUCAAGUCAUCGUCUGGAGUCUUGGAUUAGAGUGACGUCCAGACAACAAUAGUAGGUGGAAAAUAAAAUGCGUACAUUUCCAGUAUUUUUACCUUCAAACGAUUACCGAAGGCGAAGAGAUGGCUGUAUGUAAUUUUUAAGCACACACGACUGGAAAGGAUUAUAAAAAACUCCUGACGUUUUAAAAUACAAAGAAGAAAAUAAACUGCUUUCAUUCUGCUUUUCAGAAAACGUCCAUUCACGUUUUCUGUCAAGCAAUCAUGAAUUAAAAUAUGAUGAAACCAAACAACACUUUAAAUUAUUAUAUAUCAAAUAAACAUUUAUCCACUAAAUUAUUGAAAAAAUAUGUGCCCAAUAUUUUGAUCACAAAGAUAGGCGGUAUAUAGCUAGAUAGAUAGUAUUUUAUUAUGAUGAUCUCAUGCAAGCAAAUUGCCAAUUUAUCAGUCAUUCAUGCAGUGAUGAAUUAAU